GCCAGAGGAAGCGCAGUCGCCGGAAGAACAGAGAAGUUCUGGAAUCUGUCAGAAUGGCUGAUGAACCAAGGAAGGGAGUGCUUUGUUGGAAACAAGAUGGUAGGUUCUUCAUUCCCGAUGCUCCCCUAAAAAACAAGCAUUCUCUGACCAGGCAGCCAUUCUCUCCUGAACAAAACCCACAAACCUUCUCUAGAUGACUUCAACCGUUUAGAACAGAUUGCCAGACUCAUGGAGAAAUGCUUAGACUCCAGUGAUGAAUAUUGACUUAUUUCAUUGCCAAACAUUGAUUACCAGAUACUUACAGUAAAGUCCCACUUAUCCGACUUCUGCUUAUCCGACGCCCGGGGUGCCCUCCCUCCCUCCCUCGCUCACCCCCUCCCGGGCCAGUGCAGCAAAGGGGGCGGCAGCCAUUUUCCCCUUCUCUCUUGUUCACUCACCAGGCCGGGUCCUGGGUCUGCUGCCACUGCUGCCGUUGCUGCUGGGAUUGGCCUGGUGAGUGAGUGAGGGAGUGAGUGAGCGAGGGAGGGAGGGUCUUUGCCGCCUGCCCUCACUUUCACUCAUUCACUUACUCACUGGGCUGGGUCCUGGUUCUAUCCUUGCUGCCGGGACCCGGCCCGGUGAGUGAGCCAACGAGUGGAUUGUGGACUGUUUUGUUCAAAAUCAAUAAAAAUGAAAGAAAAUAAGGAGAAGGCAGCAAGAAAUGUGCCAAUGAAAGAAGAAUGUUCAGAAGGAAAGCCAAGAGAUAGAGGCACAAGCAACGCUGGAGUAGAGAGAUCUGGUGGAGAAGAGCAACCAAAGCCUAUGGAAGAAGAAUGUUCAGAAGGAAGGCCAAGAGACAGAGGCCCAAGCAACGCUGGAGUAGAGAGAUCUUGUGGAGAAGAGAAACUAAUGCUUAUGGAAGAAGAAUGUUCAGAAGGAAGGCCAAGAGACAGAGGCCCAAGCAACGCUGGAGUAGAGAGAUCUGGUGGAGAAGAGAAACCAAUGCUUAUGGAAGAAGAAUGUUCAGAAGGAAGGCCAAGAGACAGAGGCCCAAGCAAUGCUGGAGAAGAGAGAUCUGGUGGAGAAGAGCAACCAAUGCAUAAGGAAGAAGAAUGUUCAGAAGGAAGGCCAAGAGACAGAGGCCCAAGCAACGCUGGAGUAGAGAGAUCUGGUGGAGAAGAGAAACCAAUGCUUAUGGAAGAAGAAUGUUCAGAAGGAAGGCCAAGAGACAGAGGCCCAAGCAACGCUGGAGUAGAGAGAUCUGGUGGAGAAGAGAAACCAAUGCAUAAGGAAGAGCUCGGAGGUGCAAACGAGGAGGAACGAGAGUGGCGGAUUGUGCUUGUGGGGAAGACGGGAGGAGGGAGAAGUGCCUCCGGGAACACCAUUCUUGGGGAAAAGAGGCUGAAGUAUGAACUUUCACAAAAGCCGGUGACCCAGGCAUGGAUCAAGGAAGAACGGGCAGAGAACUGGAAGGGGAAGAGGAUCACCAUCAUCGACACUCCCAACAUCUUUGAUGCCAGCCUCCAAGAACCGCAGAAAUCCCGGGAGAUCCAGAAGUGCCGGGAUCUGGCCAAGCCUGGACCUCACGCUCUGGUGUUUGUGACCCAGGUUGGCCGUUUCACUGAGGAAGACAUCGUGGCUUUGGAGAAGGUGGAGCAGGUCUUUGGCCAGGAGGCCACAAAGUACAUGGUUGUCCUGUUCACCCGCAAGGAAGACUUAGACCCAAUGGAGAGCCUAGAAGAUUAUGUAGAGACAUCGGGCAACCAAGCCUUGCAGGAUUUGGUCAAGCGAUGCCAGGGUCGAUGCUGUGCCUUCAACAACAAAUUGACAGGGCAAAAAGGAGCCCGUCAAGCUGCAGAGCUGUUUUCUCUGAUUGAGGAGAUGGUGCAGAAGAAUCGGGACCGGCCGUAUCUCAUAGAGGAGAUGGAAGUGCCGAUAGCGGGUGGAGCAUCUUCAGAGGAAAAUAAACCACAGGGAUCUGCAAGGAAAUGCGGGAAAAUGGAGCCUCCCAAACCAGACACUGAACUGAGGAUUGUCCUCAUUGGGAAAACCGGAUCCGGAAAAAGUGCCACAGGAAACACCAUCCUGGGACAGAAGGAGUUUGUGUCUACCAUGUCCCCUUCAUCCGUGACAAAAACAUGUGAAAAGAAGGAGACUAUACUUGAUGGGAGGAAAAUUGUGGUUGUUGACACUCCUGGGUUUUUCGACACCAGUGUAACACGGGAAGAAACUUCCAAAGAAGUUGAAAAGUGUUUAACGUUGUGUUCCCCGGGUCCACAUGCAAUUAUACAAGUCAUGAAAGUGGAUCGUUUCACUCAGGAGGAAAAAGACGUUGCUCAGUUAAUCCAAGAUAUUUUCAGCCUUGAGGUAAAGGAUUACAUGAUCAUUGUGUUCACCCAUAAAGAUAAACUGGAAGGAAAGACUUUGGAAACAUUCUUAAAUGAAGGAGAUGCAUCUUUUUGGGAGCAGAUUGGGAAAUGUGGGGGCCGUUGCCUGGCCUUCAACAACAAGGCUGAAGGUCAAGAGAAGGAAGGGCAGGUGAAGGAGCUGCUUGGCAUGAUCGAUGACAUGCUGGGAAAGAACAGAAAGGCCCCCCAUUACACGGAGGAGAUGCUCUCCAGGGACCGAAACCAGAUGAAGGAAGAGUGCAAACAUCUCCAAGAGAAGAACACGAAACGGAUGAAGAAGAAGGAAAAAUUGUCAGAAGAGAACAAAGACCCACCAACUCAAAUACUUGCUAUAUUACAAAGAUUGAUUCAUAGUGACUGCAACAUACUCUAAUGUUGCCUUUUAAACAAAAUCCAAAACACACUUUGGUGAUACUUUUAUGAAGCACAACCUCUCCAAAAACAAAGGAAUAGUGUUAACCAAGUUUAUAUCCAUGUAAGAAUGUGCAUAAGGUGAAUACUGACUGAUAAACCAAUGAAUAUAUUUUAUUUUUUCAUCUUGGAACAACAUCCACCAGCAUAUCUUCUAACAGGUUAAGCCACUUUACAUCCCAGAUGGUCAUAUGGUUCUCUAAAUAACGUUGAUUUACCAGCUAAUCGCUAGAUGCACACUGAUCAGCCACUGUAUCUGGAAUAUCCCAAAGCGCUAUCCAUCCAUCUACAUGUAUUAUAUAUUUCCAUUUAUAUUCCAUUUUUGCAAUGAUUCCACUAAGCAGGUAUUAUUCCUAAUUGCUUCAGGGGAAUCAGGAAAGAGAAUGACUUGUCAUACCUUCUGCGUCCUUGUUUUUGCUCAUAUUUAAGAUUCAUGAUUUUGGGCCUAGUAUUUUAGUUCAGGGUCUGCUGUGGGUGGGAUUGGGGGGAAUAUGAGUUUUGAAAGGCCAUUUUAGUGCACUCGCUGUAUUUUAAUUUGACCACACUGUUACUAUUUGAUUGCUUUUCAACUAUUGUGUUGUACUUUUUAAACUUGUCUAGUGUGGAGUGUUGAGUCCCCGCGGGGAGUAAUAUAGACAAUAACAAUGUUCGGGGUACAAGGAUUGUUUGCCUGAUUGUUGGGUAUUUCGGGUAAUUUGUGAGUUCCAUGGCGCAUGUCUCUGCUCCUCUGACAGGCCACUGUAUUAGUUACUCUGAACUCUUAUGAGAAAAUGCAUGAAAUAAAUAAACACAUUGUAGCUCCUGA
This is a messenger RNA of Anolis carolinensis (green anole), 3603 nucleotides long. RefSeq names its product GTPase IMAP family member 8. The record is from RefSeq and is a predicted model, not a curated record. Bases 670 to 2760 code for a protein of 696 amino acids. The transcript has 9 exons. Lineage: Eukaryota; Metazoa; Chordata; Lepidosauria; Squamata; Anolidae. Gene Ontology annotation, molecular function: GTP binding.